Messenger RNA from Umbelopsis ramanniana AG, 1458 nucleotides. RefSeq lists its product as uncharacterized. Gene Ontology annotation, molecular function: amino acid transmembrane transporter activity. Bases 33 to 1346 code for a protein of 437 amino acids. The record is from RefSeq and is a predicted model, not a curated record. Gene Ontology annotation, cellular component: vacuolar membrane. Lineage: Eukaryota; Fungi; Mucoromycota; Umbelopsidomycetes; Umbelopsidales; Umbelopsidaceae. The transcript is spliced from 3 exons. Gene Ontology annotation, biological process: amino acid transmembrane transport.
CCACACUCAUACCCUUACCCUCUGAUUGAAAUAUGUUUUCAUCAGAGAAAAAGCCUGAAGAGACCGUUGACGAUGCCGCAUCAGUCUAUGACACCGAGAGCAUAGUUUCUGAUCUUAGGGCAGAACGCCCUGGUCAAGGUUCUUCCUUCUGGGCCUAUUUCAAUAUUGUAUGCGUUGUCGCUGGUACCGGUGCUCUCUCUCUACCUUACGCCCUUCGACAAGGUGGUUGGAUUGGUCUUUUUAUUCUCGGCCUGUCCUGGUUGAUGGCUUCUUAUUGUGGUAUCAUAUUGAUCAGAUGCCUGUAUGCCAACGGCAAACGAAGACUAGACUCUUACUAUGAUGUCGGUAGAGAGGCAUUUGGUCCUAUCGGCGGCAUUGUAAUUUUCUUCUUCAACGUCAUUCUAUUGCUUGGUGUUUCGAUGUUGUAUGUCAUGCUUUGUGGAUCCAACUUCAGUUCAGUCAUUCUCAAAGGGACCUCAGCAGAGCUGACUCCUGCUAUCUGGAAAAUUAUCUGGGCUGCUGUCAUCGCUGUUCCUUUCGUCUUCUUCCGAUCCAUGAAGGAAAUUGGUAUCUUUAGUGCCGCUGGUGUCGUUUGCACUUUCAUCUGCGUCGUCAUCGUCGUUGCUACCGCUGUGAACGAUCACAAAACAAAUCCCGUCGCUGUCCAACACGAUUCGGUUAUUUGGGAUCAAUUUCCUGUCGCUCUUAGCUCCAUCUCUUUCAGUUAUGGUGGAAACCCAAUUUAUCCCGCAGUCGAAGCAAGUAUGAGACGACCAAAGGAUUGGAACAAGGUUGUUUUUGGUGGUUUGUCCACUUGUAUGGCCUUUUAUUUCCUCUGUGCUGUUCCUGGUUACUAUAUCUACGGUGAUACUGUUCAAUCUCCCAUCUAUGCGUCAUUGCCAGAUUCUGCCGCCAAAACCGCCGCUGCUAUCAUUAUUACCAUCCAUGUCAUUCUAGCCACACCACUCCUUGUCACAUCGCUCGCGCUUGACUGUGAGAGGAUGCUUCACAUAUCUGAGGAGGAACGUGGAAAGUGGAUGGCAACGAUACUCCGAGUCAUUUUUAGAAUCAUCCUUAUGGUUGUCGUCGUCGUCGUGGCCAUCUUCGUGCCAUACUUUGGUGACUUUAUGUCCAUGCUAGGUGCUGUGGCCAACUGCUUAAUUAUCUUCGCUUUCCCUGUCAUUUGUUAUCUCAAGCUUACUGGCAUCCGAAACAAGCCCAUAUACGAACUUGCCUGGUGCUUCUUGUGUGUGCUGCUUGGUCUUGUCGGUCUGAUCUUCGGAUCCUGGCAAGCUGGUGAGGCUCUUAUGGCAGAUUUCCACCCCGCUGCUACUGCUGCACCCUAAAUAGCUCUCCUCCGUGUAUGACUAUAGUUAUUUAAAUGUAACAUAUACAAUAUCAAAAGACAAGUCUUUCUUUAUAAAGAAAUAUAAUCUGUACGCUUACCUCCUAAACAGC